GAUUUUCAUAUAAUCGAUCGAUCGAAAAUAAAGAUGAAACACUUCGAUUUAUCGAUAGGAAAACGUGUGCCAUUACGCUUGUACUUAUGUACAGAAUGACAGUUCUAUGGACAAGUAAUGGUAUGAAAUAUUCUGACUGUCCCAUUUUCUACCGAUGUCAGAAUUGUGUCUCGUAGAUAAUGAAGGGAAACCGAUUUGUAAAAAUAUACGUGCUGACUAAAGACACCUAAUGCAAACUAAUUUGUAACGCGGAAUGACUUAUUCGCCGUGAGAAGUUUAUUGGAAGAUUGAGAAUGUCACGCAAGUAAUGUAAUGAUCGACCACCGUCUAAAAUUCUCUGUCUAAAUUAUUUCUGGCAAAUAGUUACCAAGAAAUUCUAAAAUUACGUCGUACAUUUAUUACAACGGAUACCAUUAAUGGAAUUGUAUUUACUGCUAUCAGAAGUUGCAUAGAAAUGUUUAUUAAAUGACCUCGUAAUUACUGUAACCAAUACCUACGACGCAAUGGAAAAAUUUGCCGUUGAUUUAGACAAAGUUCUUGACGAUUUCGAGUUUAAUGAAGAUUGUGCAGAGCAAAUUGCAUCUGUUAAUUCUUCGACAAAUAGUGCAUCAUCAUCUGUGGUUAAAUGUAAUUUGGAACCUUCAAAUUUAAAGAACUAUAAUUAUCUCUUAAUAGAUUCUAAAAAAACCAACAAGGAAUUUGACAUUGUAUCACCUUUGGAAAGACAACAAGGCACGCAACAAAUAAAUGCAAGAGGUAAAUGUGUCAGUGAAAAGGACACAAUUCCUGAUAGCUUUAAUUGCAGUAAAGAAGAGACAACGAUAGAAAACACAGAAGGUGUGAAUCAGUUUUACACACAGGAACAUGUAAAUGACACUAAAGUGAUACAAAAACAAUCUAUACCCUCUUAUGAUGCUGAACAGAUUCCUUCAACAAUAUAUAAUGACAUAUCACAAAAAUUAAUACGAAAACAACAAAAUGAUAGUAAUAGUCCAAAGAUUGACAAUAGGUAUGGUAAAAAAUUAAAUCAGUGUAAUCUAAAACCUAGUGUUAGUAAUGUCUUUAGUAGCUUGAACGAAUAUAUAAAUGCACCACCUGGGAGUUCAGAUUGUAUUCAUUCUGUAUUAAGUGAGCAGAAAGUGCAGUCUGAUAUAGAAUCUAAAACUACUUAUCAUGAAGGUGAAGAAUCUCACUUUGUUCAGAGCUCUAUUAAAGAUAGUGAUAAGAGUAUAGCGCUUAAGCAACCAGGUGAUGUAGCUAGCAUAACCAGAGAAACAUCUGCUUCAAGCCAUCAAGAUGUGUCCAUAGCAUUAGAAGUACCUAUUAAACUUGAGAAUGAUAUCAAAGAAGACUCUGUGAAAAAUAUUCACACAAUACAUUUUGAUGAAACGAAAAAUGAAGAAGAGAUUUUGAAAGAAGUCACAUUGAACCAAGUGCAUACUGAGUCAAGUAAUAAAGUGGAAAUUGUAAGUAAAACAAAUGAUUAUGAUUCUGAUUUACAGGAAGAUACCAAUAUAAGGAAUGAAGAAAAUAGUUCUAUACCUGAAAGUACUUAUAGUCAAAGUUAUCAAUGUGAAAGUAAUUCUACACAGUUAGAAGAAAAUGAAAUAAAAUUAAAUGUGGAAGACUCUGGUUCAACUGAUCAACAUGAGAAUAGUUUAAAUGUAGCAAGUAAACCAAUUGGAUUUAGUAAUAUUGAUAAUUUAUCAGAAGAUGAAUUAACAAAGUACUUAAUAGAAUUAGAAGAAGAAGAAAAAUUGAAUGAGGAAUAUGCUAAGCAUGAAACUGAUAAAGUGCAUAAAUCACAUGAAAAUAUAUUAGAAACUACAACACAAAACACUUUUCCAGAUCAAGUAGAUAAUGGCAAACAUGUAGACCAUGUAUCUGAAAGUUUGGUAACAGAAUCUCCUAUAAUUAUACAAAAAGAAGCAAGUCACGAAACUGACAAUAUUUCAGUAAUCAAUUAUGAGAAAGAUAAAGUGCAUAAAGACACGCUAAGUAAUGUAACAGAGCAGCAAAGUUCACAAUUCAAUGCUGAAUUGAAAGACAGCAGUAUUUCAAGUAGUAAAAGCAGUAAAGAAGUGCAAUUACUACAUGAAAAUGUUUGUGUGACUUCAGAGAAUACAUGUUUGCCUAAUGUAAAAAAUAUCAAAGACACUCAAGAACAUUGUAUGUAUAAUUUAAACAUUAACCAAGGUUCAUUGAGUAAUGGUAAAACUGAAAUACAGUUAAAAGAAGAGAAGGAAAGUCAUGCACAAGAUAAUCAAGCUUGUGAAUUGAAAAUCCCAGGUGAUAUUGAUAAUGUUUCUGAAGAAAAACCUGCAAUUGCACCUGAAAUAACUGUGUUAAAUGAUAAAAUAAAAAGUAGUAAUGAUGCGAUAUCUACAUCUAUAGAAGCAUCUACAAGACCAAAUGUAAGUGAUACCAAUGGUGAAUCAGAGAAGCCAGUACGUCCUCAAACUUUAGACAUUGUUUUGACUAAUAAUACCAAUGAACAUCAAAUAGUGGGUUCUACAAGUGAUACACCAUCAGGCCAUGCACAAUCAAAUAUUGAUGGUACAAAAGAAGAUCAAGGAUCUUCACCAGAUAUUUUAGAUAAUUCUUUACCAGAAACUAAUUCCAUUUUGGGCAAACAACCUCCAUUCUGGGUCCCUGACAGUGAGGCACCUAGUUGUAUGCUUUGUGAUGUAAAAUUUACAGUAAUGAAAAGACGACAUCAUUGUCGUGCAUGUGGAAAAGUGUUAUGUAGUAAAUGCUGUAAUAUGAAGUAUAAAUUAGAAUAUCAAGGAAACAUUAAUUCACGAGUCUGUGUUUCUUGUUAUCAGCUUCUUACCAAAGCUGAAUCAGAGCAAAGUAUAGGAGAAUGGUCUUCUGGUUAUUCUACAUGUGUAAAUAAUAAUGAUAUUAAUUCGCCCCAGGGGAGACAGCCUAACCCAAAUAAUCCCAUGGAGUACUGUUCAACUAUACCACCCUUGCAACAGUUAGCUGGCGGAUUACCACCACCACCCACGGUUAUGGUACCUGUUGGAGUUCUUAAAAGAGAAGGUGGUACGAAGAAUCGGCCUGAAGUUUCAAAAUCGGUCAUGUUUAGUGAUGGAAUAAGGCCUGGCUGUGACCUGACAGAAUUAGACAUGUCCUGGGAUUUGAAACCACCAUACCGGAAAUCAGGGAAUAAGAGGAUACCAACCCCCGGAUCGUCCGUAUCGAAUACUACUGCUAAACGACAAAAUGUGCCACGUUUGGAUCCAGUUACAGAAAGUUAUAUACCACAGGAUCCUAAUGUCCUUCCUCCAACCGUAACGAUACAUAAAGGGCAAGUAUCUUACCACGCUGUAACGGACGAGGGACUUUUAUACAAAACACUGAAAAAUGAAUGCGAACCACCUAUUAUGUUUGCAAUUAACCGAAAUCUUUAUGCAUAUGUCAAAAUAUUGACAUUACAAUGUUGCAUAAAUAAAACAUGUUGGAACAUUACGUCAAAGGGAUUAGCUUGUGUGGGGCAGGAUGAAGUUAUAUUAUUGGUUGAAGUAUUACCCGAUGAAACCAGAAUACCAAAAGAUCUGCUCAUCUUCAUCAAUCAAUUGUAUUUAGAAGCUAUUAAAGGUAAUACUGUAUCUGAAUUGGGAUUCGCUGUCUUUCAAGGAGGCAAUCUUUUGGAUUCUCGAGAACAUGCAGGAUUUUUAUUCAUUCGCCAAACAUUACAGUGUUUACAAAAAAUUGUAUUACCUCCUGCUCCAUUCCUGUUUGGUCUUCUAGUUCACAGAUGGGAAACUCCAUGGGCGAAGGUAUUUCCAUUACGUCUUGUUUUACGGCUUGGAGCAGAAUAUCGUUACUACCCCUGUCCUUUAUUUUCUGUUCGAUUUCGAGAUGCAUUGUACUUUGAAAUAGGACAUACCGUUAUGAAAGUGUUGGCAGAUUUCCGAAAUUUUGGAUACACGUUACCAGGUGUAAGAGGAUUGACUAUUCACUUGAGAAACAGAAUGACCGAUGUAAUGUUCCCGAAAAAUCGAUAUGAUCAAGUGAUCAAGGGCUUAAAUAAUUCCAAUGAUCAUGUACUAGCGUACGCUUCGAACUUUAGUAUAUCUGCUGACUCUCAUUUAGUCUGUAUACAAACCAAUACCGGCGACGAGAGCAGUUAUCAGACACAAGCGAUAAGUAUCAAUAAUAAACCAAGAACGGUGACGGGUACAAGUUUUAUUGUCAUUAAUGGAGCAUUGAAAUCGUCGAUGGGUCUUUCAGCCAAAUCUAGUAUAGUAGAAGAUGGUUUGAUGGUAGAGAUAAUGCCAGAAAAAAUGGAAGCUUUGAAAGCUGCCCUAAAGAAUAUGCAAGACUUUUCAAUCGGAUGCGGUCGACAAGGAGCACUUGAACCCGAUGAAACAGUAAACAUAAAAUGGGUCGACAAUGAUUUGCAAUUCAACUUAGGAGUUAAAAGUCCUAUUGAUGGACAGCAGAUGGAUGGCAUCCCAUCAAUUAGGGUACAUAAUGGUACCGAUUACAAGGGAACGAGUAGAUUUAUUCGCUGGACGGAAGUAUUUAUUAUUAAGUCUGAUGAUCAUCCAAAUGGCGUUCACGAUCCAGUGGAUAUAAAUAAAUUAUCAGGUAAUAUAGCAAAAGCAACGUGCACAGCUUUAGUGAAGUUGUUGGAUCUCCUGGCAAAUGCUGGUUUAACGAAACUUGGUGUACGAACAACUGUUCAUCCUGAUAAUGUGGGAUAUGAAGCUGGUAGCGAAGGUAUGAAACUACCACCAAUCUACAUGAACAGUUUGGACAACGAAUUAAUUCAAGUCCUGCAUAAAGCAGCACAAAGCAGUCAGGAUACGCAUACUGUGCUUGAAUUGAUUUUUUACAUACUUGACGAUUGAAACCUAGAUCCGUUUUGUUAAUCGUUUUAACGGAUAAUAUAAUAUAAAGACCGUGAUGUUUGUUUGUUCGAGGUAUACAAUUAACAAACUCGUGGAACUAUUAAAAUAGAUCUUUCGAAAUGAGGAAAAAAUAUUUUCUAACCAAGUACUAAUCUAUAAAAAUAACAUAAAAACCGCGCAUAUGUUGUAAAAUGCAUCGAAUCAUGUUAAGCACAUUAUCCAGAGAAGAAAACAUUGUGAAGUUAAGCGACAAAAUUUCCUUUAUUGUAUUAGCUUCUGUCCUUCGGUUUCUGAAACUCGUUUGUUUAUACCUUUUAUUAGGAACAAUAGAUAUUACAUGUUUCAUUGCAUAUAGGUAUAAAUUUUAUAAAAAAAAACUAGGUAAGAAAAUGUUGCGCCACAAAUCAAAAUGAAAUACUCUAAUUUGUUAUCAUGUAAAUAUAUUUGUUUCAUUGUUACUUAUGGAAUUUGAAAAACAAUUUCUUACUAUAUUUUACCUUAUAAUCACUUGUUAGUGCGCUUCACCAAAUUCUAAAGUUUUUGUAAUACAAACCAGUGGCGUAACUAGGUAGGGACCAGGGUGGGCCUAUCUCCCCUCCUCCCGAAAACAACAGACUGGACACAUUUUGGGUAAAAAAUUUUCAAGAAUAUCGUGGAUAACUGUUAGUAAAAUUAAGGACUCACCUCAGACAAAAAUCCUAGUUACACCACUGAUUGAAACUAUUCUGUAGAAAGUACCUACUUUAAAGCUGAUAAUUAUCAAUGUGUACAAGUGACUUUUAAAUCAUGCGGCAUAUUAUAAUCAACAGAAAAAAGCUAUUACAAUAUUUAUAACACAUGUGAAUAAGUUUUAUGUAGCUGUUGAUAAUAAUCUGUAAAUAUGUAUAAAAGCUAAAUACCAUAUCUGUUUUAUUGUGAUUGGAUAGAUUUUGUUUCUUAAAAAGAUUAACAAUUAAUAUAUAUCUAAAUCUGUCUUAUUUAAUAUAUGUA
Megachile rotundata (alfalfa leafcutting bee) is the source of this 5852-nucleotide messenger RNA. RefSeq names its product Smad anchor for receptor activation (gene Sara). Gene Ontology annotation, molecular function: metal ion binding. The record is from RefSeq and is a predicted model, not a curated record. Gene Ontology annotation, cellular component: early endosome membrane. Lineage: Eukaryota; Metazoa; Arthropoda; Insecta; Hymenoptera; Megachilidae. Gene Ontology annotation, biological process: endosomal transport.